ACAAGCGGACGUGACGGAAGAAGAAGAAAGAUCCCAAACACGUGUGGUCUCCUCGCUGUGUCGUGCUCUGACCGUAAACAACUAUCGAUUAUUGACUCUGAUCACACUCAUUGAUCACAAAAUGACUAAAGUGAAGAAGGAGAAAGUUUCCGCGGAAGAGGCCGCCGCCGCCGCCACUGGUGGCGGAAACGAGAAGUCGUACCAGGAGCUGAUUGCUAACGUGAACCCUGUGUCUCAGCCGCUGGCCUCCAGGAAACUCAGCAAAAAGCUUUAUAAGUGUGUGAAGAAAGCUGCCAAAGUGAAGAACAUCCGACGAGGAGUGAAGGAAGUUCAGAAGUUCAUCAACAAAGGAGAGAAAGGGAUUGUGGUUUUGGCCGGAGACACGCUGCCUAUCGACGUCUACUGUCACCUGCCGAUCAUGUGCGAGGACAGAAACCUGCCGUACGCCUACAUCCCUUCAAAAGUGGACCUGGGUUCGUCUGCGGGGUCCAAGCGCCCGACGUGCGUCAUCCUCAUCAAACCACAUGAUGACUAUCAGGACGCCUACGACGAGUGUCUGGGUGAAGUGUCCAAUCUGCCCAAACCCAUCUGAGACACUUCGGCCAAUCAGGGAGUGGCUCUGAGGUCGCCGCCCCCAGUUUAAAGGAACAGUCCGGCCUUUUUGAAGCUAGCUAGGCUAAUAAAAUUGUGAAGAGCAGAGGACGAGGUUUUCUAAAAACAAGGUUUGUUCCUGCAGAAAAUAAAAUAAGACUUUUGUCUCCAGUGAACAAAUCGGAGACGGGACACAGUGAGACGUCUCCCUUCAUUGUCCAUCAUGAAGACGGGUUUUGUUUCUGACUCUCGUACUUUUAUUUUUUAAUUGUUUGAAUCCCUGUCAGACUUUUGUGUUACAAUGAGUUCAUUCUGAAUAUUUUUGUUUUAAUUAAAGAAAACAUGGAAGAGA
Molecule: messenger RNA, 943 nt
Organism: Solea senegalensis (Senegalese sole)
Lineage: Eukaryota; Metazoa; Chordata; Actinopteri; Pleuronectiformes; Soleidae
Gene: nhp2
Product: NHP2 ribonucleoprotein homolog (yeast)
Exons: 4
Coding region: 122-592 (156 amino acids)
Biological process (GO): snRNA pseudouridine synthesis; rRNA pseudouridine synthesis
Cellular component (GO): nucleolus; box H/ACA snoRNP complex
Molecular function (GO): box H/ACA snoRNA binding
Source: RefSeq, a predicted model, not a curated record